CACAUCAUCCCGAAUUUCAAAUGACGAUAUCAUCAUACCUACCCGUAGUGUAAGUCUUUUCUUUUAACAUUGUAACAGCACGCUGCCGUCAAUUUUCCGUCGAUUUGCUUAGACAAGCGGACGGCUCUUCGAACAUACAAUCGCCUUCGCAAACAUCCAUUCAUUGGCGUUGGUGCACCGUCGUUCGUGUUUAUCCUUUUCUUCUUCUUCUUCUUCUUCUCUGUUUAUGUUGUUACCUCCGACCCCGUUGAGCUCGACACACGGCCACGAGAAGACGGAUAGUCCGCGCCAGCGGUGAUAUACAAAGAAGCAAGAAGCCAAAAAUGUCGGCGAUAGACCCAGGCGCGUCAUCUAUCACCGUCGCAGUUCGAGUGCGACCCUUCACAAUCAGAGAAGCCGCUCAGAUACAACGGCACGACGAUGGAACAGUAUUCCUAGGCGACGGCUCCCUAGCAGGCGCCCCAACACCUAGACUCAAACAGGGCGGAAUUCGGUCUGUUAUCAAAGUCAUCGAUGACAGGUGUUUAGUAUUCGACCCUCCAGAAGAUAACCCCAUCCAAAAGUUCUCGAGGUCUGUAGUGCCCCAGGGUAAAAAGGUCAAAGAUCAAACUUUCGCCUUCGAUCGUAUAUUCGAUGAGAACACGACGCAAACAGAAGUAUACGAGGCCACGACCAAGGGACUUUUGGACAGUGUACUCGACGGCUACAAUGCCACAGUUUUUGCAUACGGAGCCACAGGAUGCGGCAAGACACACACCAUCACAGGUACAACACAAAUGCCCGGUAUCAUAUUUCUCACGAUGCAGGAGCUCUUCGAGAAGAUCAACGACUGCAGGGACGAGAAACACACCGAGAUAACACUGUCAUACUUGGAGAUCUACAACGAGACCAUUCGGGACCUCCUCGUUCCUGGUGGGAGUAAGCAAGGCUUAAUGUUGCGCGAGGAUUCCAACCAGGCCGUUACUGUCUCGGGCCUCACUAGUCACCAUCCAAAGGAUGUACAGGAAGUUAUGGAUAUGAUUGUCAAAGGAAACGAAUACCGGACAGUAUCCCCAACCGACGCCAACGCUACAUCAUCACGAUCACACGCAGUACUACAGAUCAACAUCGCUAUGAAAGACAGAAACGCGGCCGUAAACGAACCACACACUAUGGCCACACUGAGCAUUAUCGAUCUUGCUGGCAGUGAAAGAGCUAGCGCUACCAAGAACCGAGGUGAACGACUGAUUGAGGGUGCCAAUAUCAACAAGUCCCUGCUAGCUCUGGGAGGCUGUAUCAAUGCACUAUGCGACCCUCGGAGAAACUCACACGUACCAUAUCGCAACAGCAAACUGACUCGUUUACUGAAGUUUUCUCUGGGCGGCAACUGCAAGACGGUCAUGAUUGUCUGUGUCAGCCCAUCGAGUGCUCACUACGACGAGACACAAAACACCCUUCGAUACGCAAACCGAGCCAAGAACAUCCAAACCAAGGUCACAAGGAACGUCUUUAACGUGAAUCGUCACGUCAAGGACUACCUGGUCAAGAUUGAUGAACAGAGGACUCUAAUCAACGAGCUCCAAGCCCAGAUGAAGGACUCCGAGCAAAGAUUCUUCGCCAAAUUCCGCAAGCAGAUGGAGAAAAAAGAUGCUUCAGUGCGCGAGGGUGUGCAGAGGAUUCGAAUUGCUUACGACAACUCGCUGGCUGAGCGUCAAGACAAAGUGGCACACAUGAAGAAACUACGGGGCAUCGAGCGACGUAUCGGCUUGCUCUCUUCCUGGGUUGCCGCAUUCGACACAGUUUGCGACACCCGCGAAGACGAGGAUGCGAUGCCUUCGACUCUAUCAACUAUGCGAAAAACGGCCCAAGGAAUUCUUCUCGAGCUAGAAAAUAGCAGACAUCACCUCCAUCAAAAGUUGAACAAGACGAACUGGGAGCGCGCUAUUGACGGAGCUCUGCAGCACAGUAUUAGUCAACUUCCCAAUGAUGGUGGCGACACAGGUGAGAUUGCUAGUUUGACCAGGGAGGCGGAAUUGGUUAAAUCCAACUUUGCUCGAGAGGCAUAUCGGGAAGUCAUGGAACAAGAAAAAGCCGGCGAUGCAGCUACAGUCCAGGCCUUAUUGACUGCUCAAUUUGAGAUACUCACAUCGCUCUCCGAGACUAUACACAUGAGCGAAGAAGAAGCAGUUGCGCAUGCCCGGGAUAUCAUCCAUCGCAUGCUGGAGACAGGGUUCUCAGCUGCGUCUCAGGUAGUUAAACCAGACGGGGCAAAGAUGCAAAUAGAAGCAUACCCGCCUACCAAGCGCGGAACACCAAAGCGGAAGAGGAAUUCAAUCCUAGCUAAGGAUCUGGUGAAGCCAAUUCCCAACCCAGCACUAGCUGCUGUCGCGGCAUCUGAGCCAUCAUCAUCCCAAGUAUUCCUUUCGCCCAUAAAGGGGUCGCCUCGUCGUCGGAAGGCUGUGAACCCUCGUAAGGGAGUUUCCUUCUCUUCUCCCAAGAAGCGGACGCCGUCGAAACGGUCAGUGCGCUGGCGUGAUGACGACGGCGAGGAUACACUCGCGGACUUUGAAAAGACACCUCAGAAGCUUUCGCCUGUAUCGGAACACGUUUCACCUGAGAAGCCCUUGCCUCAGAUCCGCGAGAUUCUCUCCCCAGUCAAGGAAAACGACGACGCGGCUGAAGAGUCCAGCCCGUCACUACUCGUCCCUGAGAUGACGAGUCUCACAAGUCUCCCCUCGAAACCAAGCAGAUUCCAAGCCGGAUUCCUGUCAAAGACCAGACAAUCCACAAGCGGCGCCUCCCCUGUCGCGCCAAAAAUGUCGCUCAACCUUGGAUCUCCAUCAAGCGGCGACGAGCGAGCGAGUCCGCUGCGCAACCUGGAUAUCUCGAGCGCUGCUAAUAUCAGGGCCCCAGGAAGGCGGUACACAUCCCUCAGUCCCAAGCCGAACUCCGCUCCAUUCCCCACCUCACUCCCUGUUCCAUCCCCAUCUUCAGGAGACGAGAACCAUCCCCCUUCUUCCUCCGACUCCGAGACCUCGGCGCUGAUCGAUUCCUCAAAACUCCGCUCCGCUAUCCACGCGAACAAGAAACCGAGACGCAUGUCCUCGCUUGCCUCGGCCACGAUGAGCAGCGCAGGAGGAGCUAAUCUCCGACGCGUGUCAAGCGUGAGUUCAUUCGGUGGUCAUAGGGCCAGUAAUGCGUAUCAUUCUUCGUCGUCGCUGUCGUCGAGCGCGAACGGGGUCUCGAGAUUGAGACGUGGGAGCGCGGAACGGAGGAGGAGCCCGCCUAUCCAUUGCUCGCCGCCGGACCUGCAUCUCCGCGAUAACCAAGGGUCGAGAACGGCGGCGUUGACGAACGGACAGGCGCGACGGAUGAAUCUGGGAAGUAGUUCACUUCGAGUCUCUGGAUGGGGGAGUCCGGGCGAGAAGGAGGCGGAUCACGGAAAGCAAGGCCCGCGACGGAUCACUAUUGGUGGUGCGGCGAUGGCUGGUGCCGGUGCGAAGAGUAAGGGGGGACUGAUCUGGCGGUGAGAUUCAUGUGCUGGAAAUCGGUCGUUGUUGAUUAACAGAGGAAGAAGAUGAAGCAUUGCUUGGAGUUUCGGCUGGGCUACCUACUUAGUAUAUCCGUGGAUAAGGAUUCUUGACGUUUUCGUUUACGUUCUUGUUCUCGUGGCGUUGUAUGGGAGGAGUUUUUU
Molecule: messenger RNA, 3673 nt
Organism: Xylaria bambusicola
Lineage: Eukaryota; Fungi; Ascomycota; Sordariomycetes; Xylariales; Xylariaceae
Product: kinesin motor domain-containing protein
Exons: 4
Coding region: 324-3509 (1061 amino acids)
Biological process (GO): microtubule-based movement
Molecular function (GO): microtubule motor activity; microtubule binding; ATP binding
Source: RefSeq, a predicted model, not a curated record